Pieris macdunnoughi is the source of this 2136-nucleotide messenger RNA. The record is from the annotation of a GenBank genome assembly. Lineage: Eukaryota; Metazoa; Arthropoda; Insecta; Lepidoptera; Pieridae.
AUGUCGAGUAACAGCAGUACAAGUAGUAUACGGCAAUUUGGAUUAUACAGGACGAUAGAUGCAAGGACUGAGGAGUUUUUGAGGCUUUCGAGGAAGCGGCAACUCCGGCAAGGAUGCAUUUGUGCUGCUAUUUCGACGGCAAUUACAGUUAUUGUUGUGAUUAUUAUUAUCCUUAUCUAUGAGUACAGUAACGUGACCAAUGCACAUAAUAUCAAACCAAACUGGUUGGGGCUAAUGAAUCAAAGCGACCCAUUACAAUUGGACCCAUCGCAUAAAACGAAAUUCAAAUUAGAUCGCACGACAAUACAAAUCCUACCAUUGCUGUUAAAAGCGUUUACAAAAAAUAAAUAUUAUGACCCGGACAUCGAAGAUAGUUCCAGCCCGAGUCCUAAUCUGAAAGACGAAGACACAACAGAAAAAAUGCACAAGAAUAUAUUUGCUGAUACCAGUAACUGGAUGAAAAUGCCAACCUCUAGAGUUUAUGCUAUAGAAUUCAAGACAUCACCCAUUGUUUACUUUAAAAAUCCUACUAGAAACCUUGAUUAUUUUAGAAAAAUUAGAAAAAUAAGAGAUUAUGAAAGAGUAAUGAAUUACGUUGAUAAAAUGAUAAAUGAUAAAGUUACAUUGGGUUCAACGCAACCUAUGGUAAGGACAGAUUAUAACAUAUACGACAAAUCUAAAUUUUCAGAGACGGCAACAAUUCCAAUGAUAAAAUGGCAAACCACAAAACCAAAAUCAAUGAAAAUAAAUAACGAAUAUUUUAUCGAACCAGAAAAACAAAUUAAUUGCAGUUGUUCCUCCAAUAUAAGUUUAUUAAUACGUAAACUUAUAAUGAGCUUGCAAAAAAUUAUGCCAGAUUUAGUUAAUACUAAGGUAGAAAGUGUAAAGAUUAAUUGUACUACCCAUACGGUGAAUACUGACUUAGAGUCUAACAAUCAUAAAGUUAACACUACAAAAGAUAGACAUUUAUUAAAAACCAACAGACAAAAUGAAACUAAGACUCAAGUUCCUAACGCGUAUUUGAAAUCAGAUUUAGAAAAACUAAAAAAAUCCAGUAGAAAUUCUAGUAAGAAUGACAUGGCUAUAAGUAAUAUGUUAAGAUUACUAAAACCAAACGUAACAUAUAAUAAAAACAAAAACAUCAAUCAUAACUUACAUAAUUAUAGACUAUUUGAAAAAAAACAUAGCACCCAAGUGGAGAAUCGGAUAAAGCCAGAAAAAUUACCAAAAUCUGAUGAUAAUAUAAACUUGCACAAAAGUACCUUUGAAAGAAAUCAGUCAUAUAACAGCAUCGAUCACUCCUCUAAUAAACACAAUAUAUUUGAGAACAUCAGUGAGUCUACUGCUUCAUCUGUAAUUGAUGAUUAUUAUGAAGACUAUACACAAACUGAUCCUAAUGAUAUAUCAAAUAUAUUUGACAUUUUAGAUACUCAUACCUUAGAACUCGUAAAAAACAACAUUAUUUCCACUAAAUCGCAUAGUUAUGUUAAAAAAACAACUCCAAAUGAUCAAAAAACAUUUACUACUAAGCCUCGACAAUAUGAUUUUGAAGAUUAUAAAAGAAACGUAUCGGAUGAAAGGUAUGUGAUAGCAAUGAACUCUUUUGAAGGAAAUCGUCAUAUGUUACAAAAUGACACAUUAGUUGUAUUAAACUUUAACAAAACGACUACAGUUAAAAACACUGAAUUUUAUUCAAUUGAAGAACCAAUAACACAUAUUGAAACAAAAUACAUACCAACAAUUAAGCCAGAAAAUAAUAGAAAUGAAUUACAUGAAGAUACUAAUCGAGAUGAAGCUCUUGAACGAGAAAAUGAUAAACUUGAAGAAGAAAUGGAAAAAUCAACUAACGAAGAAUCUACUGAGGAAGAUUUUAAACAAAUGGAAAACAUAAUUGAUAAUUUUAAAAACGAUAAUAGCCGCUCCUCUAAAAGACAAAAAACCGAACCAAGAAAUAGUUCUGAGUUAUAUUACUGGGAAUUCAUAAAAAUUCAAGAGCAUGCUAAAAACAUAAGCAAGGCUAUUUUAUCUAAAACUCCUCCUACUUAUUUAGAAAUGCAAAGAAACAAUUGGAAGCAAGAAGAGACUAAUAAUAUCAUAGAAUAUGAUGCUAACAUUAAUAACUAUAUUUUUGAGUAA